GCGUCCCAAUCGUUCCACUAUCGUUACAACGCCGACUUGUGCGUUCGCGCGUCCGUCACUGUUGGAAAUUUAUAUUUCAUUUAAUUCACUCGAAAUAAGUGUGCGGCCAUCGCGAUUAGUUUUAUUCGUAAUUAUUAGACAAAUUAUCCGUACAAUUGCUGCUUUCCGUGCGGAUAUCCAUUAAACAACUAAUAGUCGUCGUUUUGCGGUAAUUAAUCGACGAAAACCACCGGCCGUCCUUCAGCCGCGGGACACACCCGAAGCAUUAACGCCGGACCGUCUGCAACUAUGGACGACAAGGAUAAGAUACGCAAAAUGUUCAGCUGGAGCGCCAGCAUAACAGAAGGAAACGAAGAAACCGGUGGCAAGGGUGUGAUGUCUUCCGGCGUGGGCAGUUCUCCAGACGUGGUCGCCAUGGAACCCAGAGGAGGCAGUGUGGUUGUCAGCAGCGGUGGCGGCGGUGGAAUCGUAAACCCGGCUUUCCAACCUCCAUCCCUUUUAAGCCAACAAAGCACAGUGUGGACUAGGCGGCAACAGGCCGUGUGUGUCCGGCACGCGUUCAAGCACUAUGGUUCUGCCAGCAAACCCAAUCACGUUCUCAGCAAUCUCAACAUGACCGUCGCCAAAGGCACAAUAUAUGGACUACUCGGAGCUAGUGGAUGUGGAAAGACUACAUUGCUUAGUUGUAUAGUUGGUCGACGACGACUGAAUACUGGGCAAAUCUUUGUGCUCGGUGGAAAGCCAGGAACUAAAGGCAGUGGCGUACCUGGAAAACGCGUCGGAUACAUGCCUCAGGAAAUAGCUCUAUACGGAGAGUUUUCCAUUAAAGAGACGAUGAUGUAUUUUGGUUGGAUAUUUGGCAUGGAAACGUCAGAAAUUAAUGAUAGACUGCAAUUUUUGUUGAACUUUUUAGACUUACCUAGUCAAUCCAGACUAGUGAAAAAUCUUAGUGGUGGUCAACAAAGAAGAGUUUCAUUUGCAGUGGCUCUCAUGCAUGAUCCAGAACUUUUAAUUUUAGAUGAGCCUACUGUUGGUGUAGAUCCUUUACUCAGACAAAGCAUUUGGAAUCAUUUAGUUCAAAUUACUAAAGAUGGACAUAAAACUGUUAUAAUUACUACGCAUUAUAUUGAAGAAGCUAGGCAAGCACACACAAUUGGUUUGAUGAGAAGUGGAAGACUGUUAGCCGAAGAAUCUCCAAGUGUUCUCUUAUCUAUGUAUCAAUGUCAGUCGUUAGAAGAAGUAUUUUUAAAAUUGAGUCGAAAACAAGGCUCAGAUGGACAAGCACAAGAAGCUCCAGUAAACAUAUCAAAUAAUAUUUCACUUGCAACAUUACACUGGGGUAAAAAAGAUGAACCAGUAUACGUCACUGAAGAGAGUGGUGUUGUUGGCUUAAAUUUCCAUCAAUCUAAAGAAGUUCUUGUUCAAGAUCAGAACAACGGUGUUAAUGGAAAACUCGCAGAGAUGCAAAUGAUGGAACCCCAAUACGACUCAAGUUGUUGUGAAAUUACAACUCCAGGAAAAACAAAGGCCCUCUUACAAAAGAACUUUUUGAGAAUGUGGAGAAACGUUGGGGUGAUGUUAUUUAUUUUUGCACUACCAGUAAUGCAAGUCAUCCUUUUCUGUUUGGCUAUUGGUAGAGAUCCAACCGGAUUACAUUUAGCCAUAGUGAAUAAAGAAAUGAACUGGGAAACUAAGGACUGUCCGAUUUAUGAUAAUUGUACUUUAAGUAUGUUCUCUUGUAGAUACUUAGAUACAUUGCCAAAAGAAACUGUCAUUCUAGACUAUUAUGAGGACCCGGAAAGUGCUAUAGAAGCCGUUAGAAUGGGAGACGCAUGGGGUGCGUUGUAUUUCACGGAGAACUUUACUGAAGCUCUUGUUGCUCGUAUGGCAUUGGGUAGAGAUUCAGACGAUGAAACUUUAGAUCAGAGUGAAAUUCGAGUAUGGCUCGAUAUGUCAAAUCAACAAAUUGGAUUGAUGUUGAAUAGAGACUUACAAUUGUCAUAUAGAGAUUUUGGACAAGGUUUACUGAAAAGUUGUGAUCAAAAUCCAAAACUUGCCGAUAUUCCUAUUCAAUUCAAAGAACCAAUAUAUGGAAGCGCGGACCCAAGUUUCACAGAUUUUGUUGCACCAGGAGUUAUUUUGACAAUUGUUUUCUUCUUAGCAGUCGCACUCACAUCAUCAGCCUUGAUUAUAGAACGUACAGAAGGACUCUUAGAUAGGAGUUGGGUGGCUGGUGUCACUCCUUUGGAAAUAUUGUUUUCACACGUAAUAACCCAGUUCGUCGUGAUGUGUGGGCAAACUGCAUUGGUAUUAAUUUUUAUGAUACUUGUGUUUGGAGUGGAAUGUAAAGGAGACAUAAGUUUGGUCAUAAUACUCACCAUCUUACAAGGUCUAUGUGGAAUGUGUUUCGGUUUCGUUAUAUCGGCAAUAUGUGAACUUGAGAGAAAUGCCAUUCAAUUAGCUCUCGGAAGUUUUUAUCCAACCCUAUUGCUCAGUGGUGUCAUUUGGCCAGUAGAAGGUAUGCCAGUACUAUUACGAUAUGUUAGUUACUGUUUGCCUUUGACUAUGGCAACCACUUCACUUCGAAGUAUUUUAACGAGAGGUUGGAAUCUACUAGAGCCCGACGUCUACUUGGGUUUCAUAUCCACAAUUUCAUGGAUAGUGCUGUUCCUGUCAAUAAGUAUGGCUGUACUGAAGUUCAAGCGCGGUUAAGUCGUAUAUCAACUUAUUCUCGUAUUUUACCACACUCAACCUGAUUAUUAGUUAUAUUGUGUUAAUAUUUGUGCAUUUGUUUCUUAUGUAUAUGAUAGUAUAACAUAAUAGUAUUAUUAUUAAUAUACGUGUUGUGAGAAAGGUGGAGAAAGUAUGCUAAAAUGACGACUUAUUGGCGUCAAAAAUAUAUACAAAACUCCACAUUGCCUCUCCAUAUUCCCACGUGAAUUAAGUGGCGUUAUAUAAAAUAGUAUUCUUAUAAUAUUAUCUCAAUAUUCUAUUGUGACAUACUUCUGACAUUACCGUCCAAAAUUAUUUUAUAGAAUAUAAUAUAUUAGACAAACUAUUAUUGCUCAGUACAUAUUUUUUACUUAAUUAAAAUACAAUAAAUAUUUAUAUUCUACGAAUAUGUUUUAACUUACAUCACCAAAUAUCCAUUGUUAUUUCUUUAUAGUUUGUAUCUUACAAAUUAAGGGCUGUUGAUUAUAUUUAAUGUAAGUUUGU
This is a messenger RNA of Daktulosphaira vitifoliae (grape phylloxera), 3216 nucleotides long. RefSeq names its product ABC transporter G family member 23 (gene snu). Gene Ontology annotation, cellular component: membrane. The transcript is spliced from 16 exons. NCBI's taxonomy places the organism in Eukaryota, Metazoa, Arthropoda, Insecta, Hemiptera, Phylloxeridae. The record is from RefSeq and is a predicted model, not a curated record. Gene Ontology annotation, molecular function: ATP binding; ABC-type transporter activity; ATP hydrolysis activity. Bases 289 to 2712 code for a protein of 807 amino acids.